Messenger RNA from Dunckerocampus dactyliophorus (ringed pipefish), 1567 nucleotides. It is a transcript of the gene bhlhe23, whose product is annotated as basic helix-loop-helix family, member e23. The record is from RefSeq and is a predicted model, not a curated record. Gene Ontology annotation, molecular function: protein dimerization activity. The transcript has a single exon. Lineage: Eukaryota; Metazoa; Chordata; Actinopteri; Syngnathiformes; Syngnathidae. The coding region runs from base 294 to 980 and encodes 228 amino acids.
GGGUGCGAGCUUCAGUUUGCCCAAGGCGAGGGAGGGCGAGAGAGGCGGGGAGCAAGAGCACGCCAUCAUCCGAGCACACUUGGGCAAGUUUGAUUUCAAGUUGUUGUUUUUGGUCGUGGGCUAUGCGCGCAGCAGCAGCGAGGAGCGGCGUGCACAUGUAGACGCUUCACACUUUUCACAGCCUCCUUCUUCAAGAGUCACCAGAGAGGGAAGGAGCGAGGCUCGGCGGGACGGCGUCAUUCGAGUUUCAAAAGCAAACGGGAAGUAGACUUUUUCCCCCCUUCGGAGAGACGAUGAACGUCAGUGAUGAGAACCUGCUCAAGUCCAUCAGCAACGACGCGCUCCUGGACCUGACGCAGCGCUACGGUCAGUCUGCCUUCGGUUUCGGCACUGGCCACGGUGCUGGAAGCCCAGGUCGCUUCCCCCUCACGCCGGCUGCUGACUUCCUCAGCGGGCAAACCGCCAAGUCCAACGAGAGCGGCGGAGAGCACACCAGCGACGACGAGGACGGCUUCGACGGUCUAGAGUCUCGAAAACGGGGUGCAUCCUUCGGGGAAGACAAGUCCGGGGGUCCCCUGGCCAAAAAGUCCAAGGAGCAGCGCUCUCUGCGGCUCAGCAUCAACGCUCGGGAGAGGAGAAGGAUGCACGACCUGAACGACGCGCUGGACGGCCUGAGAGCUGUCAUCCCUUACGCCCACAGCCCGUCGGUGAGAAAACUCUCCAAAAUAGCAACUCUCCUCCUGGCCAAGAACUACAUCCUCAUGCAGGCUCAGGCUCUGGAGGAGAUGCGGCGGCUGGUGGCCUACCUCAACCAGGGACAGAGCCUCUCUUCACCGAUCCCGGCCGCCCUGGCGCCCUUCGGCCAGACCGCCGCCGUGUAUCCCUUCUCGGGCUCGGCUCUGGCCAACUGUGCCGAUAAGUGCUCCACGUUCUCCGGAACACCGUCCACUCUCUUCAAACAUUGUAACGACAAGCCUUGAUUUGCCCCCACCGUCUUUCCUGAACUUUUAAAACAUUCUGCAUCUGCAUCGCUCUUUCUCUCCCUCUAGUUAUUUUUAAAUCAUUCUGUGGGAAAAAUAGUCUAAGGCAUAAUUUUGACGAAGUAAUGCUGCAAUGUAACGAAAACUGCAUAAGUAAACUCUUUAGGCCUUAUUUUAAAGUCAACCUUGUCACUUUCUUGCUUGCCCCAAAUGAGACCAGGCCAUGUCCAAAUGUUCAAUUAUUUUUAAAUGUUUUUAUUUGUAAUCUAUGCAAAAUUCUACAACACAGUAAACAAAGUGUACAUGACAUUUCAUUUCGACUACACUACAGUUGAAAUUGCAAGUAGGAAACUUCCCAUAAUGUUUUGUUGCCUGAUAAUUUUUCAGAAAUAAUGUAUUAUUUUUGUCAAGGUCUUGCACAUCUCACAUGAUUGUAUUGUACAACUGUGGAAAAAAAGCCCGAUUAUACUAAUUAUGCUCAAUGGUUACACUCAUGGCCUGCAAUGAAGCAGUGUUUUUGGUUGUGUUGCAACAAGAAUUUCAUGAAUUGUUUACAUGUGUUUAUAAUUAAAAUCAUAUCUAUAUGA